This is a messenger RNA of Cicer arietinum (chickpea), 1324 nucleotides long. RefSeq names its product (+)-neomenthol dehydrogenase-like. The record is from RefSeq and is a predicted model, not a curated record. NCBI's taxonomy places the organism in Eukaryota, Viridiplantae, Streptophyta, Magnoliopsida, Fabales, Fabaceae. Gene Ontology annotation, cellular component: membrane. Gene Ontology annotation, molecular function: oxidoreductase activity, acting on the CH-OH group of donors, NAD or NADP as acceptor.
CUUGCAACCUCAAUGUCACACUAUCUCUAACUUCUAUCAAUCAAAAUUUCAAACAUCAAUUGGUGCUAAUUUAAUAUUCCUAAAAGACAUAGAAAGAAAUGGGGCACAGAGAAAAAUCAAAAGACCGAAAAGAUAAGAGAUUGCAAGAGAUAUCACUUUUGAGGACCAUUCCUUAUUCUGAUCACCAAAGGUGGUGGUCUAAGGAAACAAUUGCUGUGGUCACUGGUGGAAAUAGAGGAAUUGGAUUUGAAAUUUCUAGACAACUUGCUGAUCAUGGAGUAACUGUAAUACUAACAUCAAGAGAUGCUAAUGUUGGUGUUGAAUCAAUUAAGGUUUUGCAAGAAGGUGGUCUUGAUGUGGAAUGUCAUCAACUUGAUGUAUUAGAUUCUUCAUCCAUUAGCCAAUUCUCUGAAUGGUUAAAGGAAAAUUAUGGUGGCUUAAAUAUUCUGGUGAACAAUGCAGGUGUGAAUUUCAAUUUUGGGUCAGAUAAUUCUGUUGAAAAUGCUCAACAGGUUAUUGAAACAAAUUAUUAUGGAACCAAACGUAUGAUUGAAGCUAUGAUUCCAUUGAUGAAGGCAUCUACCGCUGGUGGCCGAAUUGUAAAUGUGAGCUCACGUCUAGGUCGACUAAAUGGAAAACGAAACAGAUUGGAGAAUGAUGCUCUGAGAGAGCAACUAAGUGAUGUGAAAAACCUUACAGAGGAACUAAUUGAUGGUGUUGUGACAAAUUUUCUACAACAAGUAGAAGAUGGAACAUGGAAAUCAGGAGGAUGGCCUCGAAGAUUUACGGAUUAUUCGGUGUCGAAACUAGCUGUUAAUGCUUAUACAAGGUUUAUGGCAAAGAAACUUUGUGAUAGAGUUGAUGGUGAAAAGAUUUUUAUUAAUUGUUAUUGUCCUGGUUGGGUGAAAACAGCUCUUACAGGUUAUGCAGGAAGUGUUACAGUUGAGGAAGGUGCUGAUACUGGAGUUUGGCUUUCUCUUAUUCCUGAACAAGCAAUUACAGGGAAGUUUUUUGCAGAGAGAAGAGAAAUUCAUUUUUAAGAUGGUGAGGGAAUAUGAUAGUGACUUGAAGAACCGAAUUAGAACAAAGUGCAAUGGAAAGAAAUGUUGAAAAAUCUAACUUAGUUGUUUAUAAGUGUGAAGGACUUUACAUUUUGUCAUUGUGACUUAUAUGAGAUUAUUUGAGGCAAUUUCAUGAUCAUCCUCUGUAGAAUUGUUACCAUGUUUGAAUGUUGUUGUUAUUAUGUAUCAUGCAUUUGAGACACGUUCUUUUUGCGAGUUCUUUCUUAUAGAAAUUAAUUUGAUAUAUAUGCUUCAUUAGACAA